Messenger RNA from Macadamia integrifolia, 1218 nucleotides. RefSeq names its product small EDRK-rich factor 2-like. NCBI's taxonomy places the organism in Eukaryota, Viridiplantae, Streptophyta, Magnoliopsida, Proteales, Proteaceae. Bases 235 to 492 code for a protein of 85 amino acids. The record is from RefSeq and is a predicted model, not a curated record. The transcript is spliced from 5 exons.
CUUUCUUCUUUCUUCUUUCUUCUUUCUUCUUUCUUCUUUCGUCCUUCGCUUUUCACAUUAUUAACGUAAUCCUUCCUCUCCGAUCCCAGUUAGGAAUCCUUGUGCGAGGCAGAAGCAGAACCACAGAUCCAUCUAAUCUCUCAAAUCUUCUCUUCCUCUCCUCCUCUCCUCCUCUCCUCCUCUCCUUUCACUAAGGGGUUUCUUUGUGGCGGAACUUCUUUGGGCUCUUAGAGAAUGACCCGCGGGAACCAGAGAGAGCGUGACCGAGAGAGAGCUAUGGCAAGGAGCGGAUCCAAGACGAAGACCAAAGACGAUGGAUUGACCCCUGAACAACGCCGAGAAAGGGAUGCUAAAGCUCUUCAAGAGAAGGCAGCGAAGAAGGCGGCACAAGCUGCAUCGGGAGGAGACGCGGGAGGAGAUCAUAACUUCACCUUCCACAAGGAAAUCAGAGAUUCAGCAUUGUUCAUUCUUAGGGGAAGGGGUGAGGACUGAGGACUAACAAAAAGAAAAAAACUGCCCGUCUCCACCACACAACCACUGCGGAAAAUGACUGCGACAACUGUAACAAGAAGAGGAGAGCAGAAACGCCGGAGAUUUUGGGGAUGGAGGGGUACUUCCAACAACAGCAGCAGAGCUUACUAAACCCAAAACAGUGAGAAUAGAAUGAAUACUGCAGGCAGAAACAUCAUCCAUCACAAUUCAUCAUUCUUUAUUGAAGACAAAGAACGCAAGCUUAGGAAACUGAGAUGGUCGUCUAAUGGUAAGGAUGUGGGGGAAUAGUGUGGAAAGAACAGGGUGGAAAUUGAUAGUUGGAUUCAUAAUAAGGAGAAGCCUCUUCACUCCAUUAGCCUUUUAAGUGGUAAGUCUCUCUCUUAAGAGGAAAGAUGGAACCUUUAUAUCUUUCAAAGUCAAAAUCAAAAGCAGAAAAGAACAGUUUAUGAACAUAUUAAGUCUUCCGCUUGUUUCCUCUAGGUCUAUAGUCAAUCCGUUUUAAAACUGUGAAAUCAAAAUCGUUUACAACUCAGGAAAUUAAAAUUGUUUAGUAAAUAGUUUUGGUUUCACAAGACAGGAACGGUUUGAUUUUAGCUUCCCCUCUACAGGCUAAAGAUCCCUCAACAUUUUUCAUUUGGAUCCAAUGUUAACAUCUUUUGAGCUCCUUUCUGUAUACCAUUUAAUAUGUUUAGUUACUUUGAAGCAGCAAACCUUUUUACUUCACAA